This is a messenger RNA of Tuber aestivum (summer truffle), 3106 nucleotides long. Lineage: Eukaryota; Fungi; Ascomycota; Pezizomycetes; Pezizales; Tuberaceae. The record is from the annotation of a GenBank genome assembly.
AUGCUCGCAACGGUCGACUGCUACACAUGCCGUCGUCGGCGCGUCCGCUGCGACCGUGCAUUGCCGCACUGCGCAAAGUGCGUUGAUAGACCCGGGAUCGACUGUUUGUGAUAUAAGAAACCACUGGUGUGGAAUAAGGACGUUGCCUCACGCGGGAAGAUGAUGGGGAAGACCUUUCCCUUGUCGAAGCCUUCAAGGCAAGGGGGCUCUGAGUGCGAGGUGGUGGUGGUGAGGGUGAAGAAGGAGGAGGAUUCUAGCUGGAGAAGCAAUAGUCCAGAAAGCGAGAUGUGUGGUGAUGGGUUGGGGGGUAAUAAAGCAGCAGGAAUGGUUGUUGGUGUUGAGGAUGGAAUUAGUGGUGGUGGUGGUGGCCUUGGGGGUGGGAGGGAUGGUGAGGACCCGGGUAGGGCGGCAGUGGUCGAGUGUGACAGAAGUGCUGGAAAGGAUUGGCUGAGGUCCUUCAAUCCCGAGUUUUUCGGAGCUCUUGAUAGCAUGAGCAAAUACUAUCUAAAUUACUGUACUGUACGUCACCUGCCCUCCCGUCAUGCCUCCACUCCCCUUAUGGUAUAUCUAACUAACACGAUAUCCGCAUCUAGUCGACAAGCGAGUCUGCAGAGACUUCAUCCUUUUCGAACGUCAUGGAGACAACCCCUACCGCAACCUCCUCUCCCUCGCAGCUGAGCACCCCUCCUUCCUGCACGCAGCCCUGGCCGUCUCCGCAAGGCACUACUCCAACAAUACCGGUUUCCAGGAAACUCACUCGUUGGUGUACAAAGGCCACGCGAUAAACUCGCUCCUGCAGGACCUACAGAGGACAAUCCACGAUGGCACGACCGUCGUUCGAGAGCCGGUGCUGCUGUUCCUAUUCUUUGAAGCGCUCGAGAGCGGGAAGGACACGUGGAAGAUACACCUCUAGGGCGCCAGGCGAUUGAUCCAGAUGGGCGGGGGCAUGGGCGGGCAGAGGAGUAAUCUCUCGUCGUCUUUGGGGGUGUUGAUCACUCAUGUUGCCGCGUAUAUGCCCCUCUCCCCUCCCCUUCCUCAAUACUAUCAUUGCUAAUGACGCAUAAAGCAUAGACAUCAUCAGAAAAUCCCUCGCCUUCUCCGGAGGUGCCGACACAGACACCCUCUCAUGGGGCAGCGCUAGCAGCAACCCAGAGGAAAUCUUCAGAUUCCUCGAACAGGCAGAACACUACUCCUUCCUCGGCUGCCCAGCAGAACUCUUGCAAGUAAUAUCCCUCGUCUCGCAACACAAAAACAAAACCCCCACCACCACCACCACCCCCACGACGCAAACCCUCUUGUCAAGGAUAGAAAAUUUCAACCCCCAAGCUUGGGCAAGCAAACCCCCCCCUCCCUCAGCCAAACGUCGCUGGAAUAUUCAUCCCCCGUCUCGACGCGGGCGAAGUCUACCACCACGUCUGCGCCUACAAAUGUGCCGUGCAGAUAUUAGCCCUACAAGUGCUUACGCCCUCAUCGCCGUCGGUGGUGCGCAAGACGGACGAGCUCGUCGACGAGAUCAUCGCCCACAUUGCUAGCUUCGGGCCCGGGUCCGUCUUCUUCAAGGACGUUGUCUAGCCCAUAUUCUUAGCCGGAGCGGUGUCAACGAGAGAGUACCAGAGAAGUUUUGUUAGGGUGACCCUGAGGAAUAUAUGGGGGUUGUUACCACAAUUCGAUAUUAAGAGCGCGGGGGUGCUGCUGGAAGCCAUGUGGAGGGAUGAGGAGGGGGAUUGGAAGGAGAGACCUGCGAGGACUGGGAGUGAUUAUUUGUUUAUUUGAAAAGAGGCGGGUAUGCUAUUUUUACUGUGUAUCUUCAACUGGGUGGCCAUGUCAUUUCCACAUAUUACCGCCGGUUUGCGCCCCGGGGCUCAGAUUUUGGUCUUUAUUUCAUUCUGGCAUCAAUAGUGUAGGGUCGGAAAGGAGAAGGGAAGGAAAGAGAAGGCUAUAUUGGUUACAAUCUUCCCGGGAUGGAAGAAUGCGCCGUAUUCUUAUGUACUCCUCUUCGAGUGAGUCCUCAUGCUUCAGCGCGUGUCUCCUCAGUUAUGGGACACCGCCGAGAAACACCCUUCCGGAGGAGGCCGCUUCAUGUAGCCACUUCUACAGUAAUAGCGCGGUCGGCACACGGACGUUGAACCACUCCGCACACCCAAACAUACCAAUCAGUGCGGGGGGGAAAUCAAGUUCCCCUCCUCCCGUGAUCCGGUCAUCUCACUGCCAAGGCCCGGAAAACGAGGAUCCCCGGCCCGGGGGAUGUCCAGAUACCUCUGACGCCCGCAGACCCUCGAGUGAAAUACCGGUAUUAUACAGUACCGUACCGGCGAAGCCUGCGAUAGUACCGUACUUGUGCAGAAAAGUCGGAAAAGAGGGGUCGUAAAAACACGGAAACCCCAUCGGCCGGAGUCACGAAGCGCUCAAAUCAGAACUCCAGGAUUCUCGUGUCUUGUGGUCCGAUCCUUUUUUUUUACCCGGAUAUCCUUUCUCCUAGGUUACAAGUAGAGUACUAUACGAGUACUCGAGCACACGUAAAUUAGCUCCAAGAGGAGCGGGCACUAUUUACCACCUACUUACUGUUCUCACUAUACUCCAGCAUACCGUAAGCACAAGUACGGUACUAAAGUACCCUCACGAGGUACCGCUACAGGCACCAGAACACUCGAAGUAAGUAAGAAGAGCUGCUGUACCGUACAAAAUUUUGAUCCCUCGCGUUUUUUAAGUGCUGGUACUCGAGUAUUGGUACUUCUUCAGACGCACCGGUGCUGUGCUAGUACGAGUACGAGUACGAGUGUUCAGCGUCCGGUAAAUGAACCAUGCGAUCCUGGAGUUCUAAUUGGAGUGUUUAUUUGACGUCUCGAAUCAAUCGAUUUCCCUGUUUUCUAUUCUGGAUUAUUCCCCUGUUAUCCGAUCCCUCCUGCUCGUACCGUACCGGUACGGUGCUCAGAGGUGGAAGUAAAAAUCGAGUACUGUACGGUGCCGCAAGGAAGUUGGUCCUGUCACCGCAGCUAACUUACUCGUAAAGUCCCAGUUGGCCGGAAUUGAAAGUAGAGGUCGGCAAGUUAGUAUCGAUAAGUACUGUACCUAGACUUGGAUUCGGUAGGUGUAAUAUAGGACUAAA